GUAGUCCCGGAUGAAAGAGAAUAGACCACUUAACUACAACCUGAGGCAGCGGAGCCCAAGCUUCGUUAACACAUCAAAGUCAUCAGAGACAGGACAAGAAUCAACAAACACAGAGUCUACUGUCGCUGAGUCCCAGCAUCAACAGACAGCUACGUCUAACAACACUGCUGGAAUUCUUCAAGAAACGGGGGCAUAUCACUCUACGGUGGAAACAGUUGAUCAACAUGAGAGUGAUGAACAACUACCUAUAACAUCAUCAACUCAACCUUCUGAGGGAUCACUGGAUCAUCAUCAAAACAUCAUCACCGAACCUUCCGAGGAGUCUCAGAAUCCUCAUCAGAGUGUCGAACAAUCUAAUAACAGCAUAGUCGCUGAUAUUUCUGAAGAAAAUUUAACUCUUCUUCAACCAAACACUAUGACAACUGUCCAACCUAACAAAUUCAAUGGCAGUGAGUCACCAUGCAUCUGGCUUUCGAAAUUAACUGCAUGGCAGAAGUCGAACAAACUAACAGACAAAACGGUGCUGGACUACAUACCCUGCCUGCUAGAGGGAAGUGCAGGAACAUGGUUCCAGAUGGGAUGGGCGUGCAAGCGCAGACACAGGACCAGAUCGUAUUUUUACUAGAUUCCAAACUUUUCCUGUCUAUUCCACCUAACCCUUCUUAUUCUUAAACCCCUCUCCUGUGUACACUGUAUACGUUUAUGUUAAAAUUUUAAUGAUUUCUUGAAAUAAUUUAGUGCUUCUCAGUAAUGGUACCUACUGAUACUGACAUAACUGUACAUUGUGCACACUCUUUACCCUACCUUACUCCCUUCUUUCUAGUGUGCUCUGGACAAGAAAAGUACUAUGGACGGAAAAACUACUAACACUGGACCAACCUGCGAACUCUUUACGCUGCAGACACUACCGCUGUGUCCACAUAAUUGGACAAUACAGACCCCUGAGGACAUUUCUUCAGUGAAUAUUACCACCUCGUAUUUUUUCCUCCGUUACCUACACAUUCAGUGCACUAACUUCUCGGUCACUAACAAACAUACUAACCGCUCAAUGGACGUACCAACAACCAUUUUAAUAUCACCUUUUACAGCUUGGAAAAUUCGUAACAUUCUUAAGCAUCCCUACACAGCUUAUUUUCUUUUGUCACAUCACAACUAUUUUCAAAUACUGUAAGAUUUUUUUCCUUUUGGGCAUGACUUACUUUAAGUGUGUGAGUGAGAUACAUUAUGUUUUGAGUUUGUUCAGUUGGUAUAUCUACCACAUGCUUUGUACAUAACUAUUUUUUUUUUUUAAGUGUUUU
Messenger RNA from Saccostrea echinata, 1298 nucleotides. RefSeq lists its product as uncharacterized. Lineage: Eukaryota; Metazoa; Mollusca; Bivalvia; Ostreida; Ostreidae. The transcript has a single exon. The record is from RefSeq and is a predicted model, not a curated record. Bases 11 to 625 code for a protein of 204 amino acids.